Dentiscutata erythropus is the source of this 1305-nucleotide messenger RNA. The record is from the annotation of a GenBank genome assembly. NCBI's taxonomy places the organism in Eukaryota, Fungi, Glomeromycota, Glomeromycetes, Diversisporales, Gigasporaceae.
AUGGCUCAAGAAAAACGUAAUUCUAGUAUCCUCCCUUUAAAAAAAUGUUCGAAAACACGUACAAUUCGAUCUUUAUCUACCUCAAUGAUUCCUCAAACCAAACCAACAGAGCAACUGUCCACUACUCACAAUAAUAAAAUUGAUAAUGAAACUCAAUUAACGCGAAAAUUUUCUCUGUCUUCUCGAAAACCUCCGAAACCAACGAAACAACUACCUCUUGAAACUAAAAAAACAACUUCUUCUUUAGAAACUAAAAAAACAUUUCCUCCCUUAGAAAUUAAAAAGAAACCUCCACCUUUAGAAAUUAAAAAAAAAUUACCAUUUGUUGAAAUUAAAAAGAAAUCAUCUCCUGUUGAAAUUAAAAAGAAUCCGUCACCUCUUGAAAUUAAAAAGAAAUCAUCUUCUAUUGAAAUUAAAAAGAAUCCGUCACCUCUUGAAAUUAAAAAGAAUCCGUCACCUUUUGAAAUUAAAAAGAAUCCAUCACCUCUUGAAAUUAAAAAAAAUCCGUCACCUCUUGAAAUUAAAAAGAAAUCAUCACCUAUUGAGGCUAAAAAGAAAUCAUUGGAAAAUUUAAAAAAGUCGACGGAACCACUUGUGAUUAAGAAAACAACACCUUUAUUAACAAAAAAUAAACCAAUAUCAUCCGUUGUUAAGAAAAAAUCUAUGCCUCAAAUCAAUAAAUCACUAUCGCUCAGAGAACGAGAUGAUAUUGAAACUAAAUAUUUGACAUCUGCUCGUGGACGAUCUCGUGAACAAAAAGAUAUUAAAUUUGGAAACAAUGAAAAAUACGAUUGGAAAGAUAAUAAUGAUAAAAUUGGUGAUGAAAAAGAAUAUUCUGAGAAAUUUCGUGAUGAAGAGAAAGAUGUAGAUAGUGAUAUUAAUGAUAAAGAAUUCCUCGAUACUUUAUUGUCGAAAGUCGAUUUAUCACAUCCCAUUACAGUUGAAAUGAUAACACAAGUUAUAGAGCUUCAAAUGCAAAAUUCUUUGCUAAAGGAAGGAAAUCAAGCACUUUGGCAAGAAUAUAAAUGGCAAUCAAAUUUAGAGCGUGAAUUAAUUGAAGAACUUAACAAGAUGGAAGCUACAUUUGAAAAAGUUACAUCGCCAAAGAAACAAAUUGAUAAAGCAUUGAAUUCUCUUAAAACAAAUCUUACUGAUUCAUCUCCUUCCAUUAUCUUGCAAAAAGACCAACAAGAAUCAGAGGAAGAUCUAGCGUUUCUUAGGGUCUCGAGUAUUAUCGAAUCAAUGAAAAAUGAUAUCCUAAUUCAAUUAGAAUAUAAUGUUGACAAAAUUAACCUAGAAGAAUAA